Messenger RNA from Aedes albopictus (Asian tiger mosquito), 1857 nucleotides. RefSeq lists its product as uncharacterized. NCBI's taxonomy places the organism in Eukaryota, Metazoa, Arthropoda, Insecta, Diptera, Culicidae. The transcript has 4 exons. Bases 941 to 1498 code for a protein of 185 amino acids. The record is from RefSeq and is a predicted model, not a curated record.
UUUUAGAUUUUACCCCUGACGAUGCCGCCGAGUGCCGGACGUUCAUCAGAAGCCAGCGUGGGGCUCCUCUGUUGGCCCUUGACAAUUUUAUCUACCGGUGCGAACGGGUUCGAAAAACGCGCUCCUAUUGGUUGUGCAUCCGUUACAAGAGCUCCAAGUGCAAUGGUCGCGUGAUCUGCCAGGGCAACAAGAUUCUCAAGGUCACACAUCACUGCCACGUGAACGACGAGCAGCGCAUCAACUCGUCGAUUCUAGAGGAAACGGAUCUGUCCAGCAUCAAUUUAGAGGCGUGGUACAAGCAGACCAUGAUGCACAAGAAGCAUGAGUCGAAGCGAAAAUAAAAAUUAUACAUUCUAGUACUUCGCUGAUUAUGAUUGAUAUGUCUCAAACCCAUGCUUUCUAUUCUAUUACUUCGCUUAUGAAACUAAUGAAAACUUUUUUCGUUGUAGCUUACAUAACGACUACUACCACCACAUCUAGUAAUACACUAGUCGAAAGCCAGAGUGGAGUGCAGAGUGUCUACUAUCGGAACGAUUUGCGGGACCAGUUGUAUCCGGAAGCCGUGCAAUACAUCCGAAGCCGCCGUGGGCACCCGCUGCUAGUGUUCCGAGGGUACAAAUUUCGCCGGAAUGGCGGCUGCAAGGAGAAGGGCUACUGGCGGUGUGCUUCGUUUUGCAAGUGCCCUGGAAGAGUUACUACCGUCGAUGGGACCAUCGUUAAGUACCACGUGCACAAUCAUGAACCGCCUUUCAAAGAAUCCGCCGAGUUGUUCUAGGAUUGGUGGAGGCACAAUUUCGAUUAAAUGUAUCAUAAUGAAUGAUUAUGAUGAACAAACAUAAUAAAUCUCCUUUAGAAUAUUUUAUAGACCAUGAGAAUUUUGAUAUUAGAGCAGAAGUUAGAAUCAGUUGAGUAAAUUGCGUCUUCUGUUCCUAUUUAUAGAAUGGGAUCAUCAAGGUUUCCGGGCGCUGGAGAAACAGGUGUUCCUUGCCCACGACAUUGCCAACAGUUGGAUGGCCAGCGAGCAAAUCAGUUACUGCCAGAGCCAGCGUGGAAGGCCUUUGCUUAUAUUUCUGGGCUACCGGUUCCGUCGAGAGAUGGUGAAGCAAUACAAAACCUACUGGAGAUGUCUGGUGGACAAAUGUCCCGGGCGGAUGAUAACAAUGCUUCCAGGGGAUACGCUGCUGGAUUGGAUUUCAUUUUCAGUCAACGAGGACAUCCUCUGCUGGUUGUUGAUAACUUCCUAUAUCGAAAAAAUCGAGGGCAUUACUGGCGCUGUAUUCGAUGUACCAAGUUCAAGUGUCGCAGUCGACUGAUUGUGAAGCCUGGUCAGAAACCUGCUCGUAUCGAAGAUCACUCGCAUGGGCCGGAAACGGAGAAGAUUAGUUGGGGCCGGACGGUGAUGGAGAACGUGAAAUCUCAUGAGCAGGGGGAUAUCGUUUUUCGAAUGCGACAACCGCACUGCAAAGUUGAUUAUGUGAUAAAUCCAGAUAAAGAAUAAAUCUCUGCCAGCCAUUCUAGAAGCUCUUUUAUCGUUUCAGUUACUGCGAUUCCGUACUGUCCUCCUGCGUUGGGCGAUCGCAAUCCGGUUCCGAAGGUGUGGUACUCCUUUCCACUGUGCUACGUUAUCAAUCGACGCGGAACAAUGAACCUGCAUUUCCGAGGGUAUAUCUACAUCCAAAAAAAGCGGCACAACCGCACAAUGAACUGGAUCUGCAACAAGAGCAAUACGACACAAUCGAGCUGUAAAUCGAGGAUAUCCACCGAGGGCAACAACAAGAUCCGCUUUGGAGUCCACUGGCACAAUCAUGGACCCGUGGAUAUGAAUGAACUGUUGUGAAAUAAAUAGAAUUGAUUGAA